This is a messenger RNA of Aureobasidium pullulans EXF-150, 1260 nucleotides long. Its product is annotated as MFS general substrate transporter. The record is from RefSeq and is a predicted model, not a curated record. Gene Ontology annotation, cellular component: membrane. Gene Ontology annotation, molecular function: transmembrane transporter activity. The coding region runs from base 24 to 980 and encodes 318 amino acids. NCBI's taxonomy places the organism in Eukaryota, Fungi, Ascomycota, Dothideomycetes, Dothideales, Saccotheciaceae. The transcript has a single exon. Gene Ontology annotation, biological process: transmembrane transport.
ACUGCACUGCUUCCCUGGCACAUAUGUUUUCAGGGUACCUUCAAGCAGCGGCAUACGACAACCUGGAUGGCAAGCUCGGACACGCCGGUUGGCAAUGGCUCUUCAUCAUCUGCGGCAUCAUCAGUCUGCCCGUCGGAGUCAUCGGUUACUUCUUCAACCCUGACUUCCCAGAAAACACCAAAGCGUUUUAUCUGAGUAAAGAGGAGGCCGCGUAUGCUAGAGAGCGGCUGAUACUGGACGGCUAUACGCCGCUGGGAUCUUCAUCAUCCAAGUGGGACAAGAAAAAACUCUUCCGCAUCGUCACGACUUGGCAGUUUUGGGUGUUGUCGUUCGGCUACUUCUUCGUACAAUCCAGUCACCCAUCUCAACAGCCGUUUUACUCGCUGUGGCUCAAGGCUGAAGGGCACAGCGUGUAUCAGAUCAACGUAUGGCCGACAGGUCAAUCUGCUGUUGGAGCUGUGACACAAAUCGUGGCUGGUAUGCUGUCGGACUCGCCUCUGCUUGGAGGCAAGCGAUGGCAGACAAUAGCAGUAUUGCAAGGAGCAUCUUUUUUCGGUACCUUGAUUCUGGCCAUCUGGAAUGUGCCCAUCGGACUCAAGUUUUUCGCGAUGUACAUUUCUUUCUGCUCGGCAGGAGUGCCGGGACUGUUUUAUUCCUGGUUUCCGGAUCUCAUGCCGCACGACCAUGAGAUGCGCGGCUUCUUGACGGCCUUCUCAAACAUGUUCUCGUACAUCAACCAGAUCUGGUUCCAAGAUGCGGUUUGGAGGACGGAGGAGGCGCCGCAAUUCAAACCAGGAUUCAUUGCGGCGGCGUCGUUCAGUAUCGCGCUCAUAUUGACAGCGAUCCUGAUGCGCGUGCUGGAAAAGCGGGAUGCGAAGAAGGAGAACCGACCGAGCUAUACGCAGGAAGCCGAGAAUCGGGACAGGGUCGAGGAUGGAGUUGUGCCAGAGGUGCAGGCUGAUCCGGUGCAUGUGGGUUGAGGAAUCGAGCGUUCGUCGCACCAGCCCCUGUAUCAAUCCGAUAGGUGUAUUGCAUCAUCCAGUAUCUCAUGUCCCAAGCUCUUUCUGGUCCCAUCGUGUUGUCGCUUAUGCUUCAAGGGUAGCCUGGAGCUACCUGUUCGUACCAUACAUUGUUGCAGAAUCUGGUUGCGGUCGCGGUCGCGGUCGUGCUUGGACGAGAUAACAUGACGAGCGGUCGAGCAUCCGCGGGAGUUGUUGACUCCGAAGUCAAAUGGGGUUGCAUUCGAGCCAUAAAAUGAUG